CUUGAAGAAUCUAGAAGCAUAUUAAACGGAAUAUUAUCAGAAGAUCAUCCAUGAAAUCGUGUCAAAUCUUCCAGUCUCGAUUUUCUACCAGUUUAGUUCUCUUAACCAACUAUAUAAUAGUACUACUAUAUUGGUACUUCUCCCACUACAAGAGAACUCCCCAACUACCCACAAAACGUGCUGCAUUUCUCCAAGACGGAUUAAGAAAUGGUGGGUGGGAAAUGGUGGUGCUUUAGUGAUCGGAGCUCCGGGGACGAUGUGGCUGAUCUUGACCCGAUACUUCUGGUGAGUGGCGUAGGUGGUACUAUUCUGAACUCGAAGCCAAAGAGUUGGUUUGGGCUCACCACCCGGGUUUGGGUCCGCAUCCUUCUUGCUGAUUUGGAGUUUCGAAAGAGAGUCUGGUCCCUUUACAAUCCCGACACUGGCUACACAGAAGCAUUGGAUGAUAGUUCUGAUAUUGUGGUUCCACAAGAUGAUUAUGGACUUUAUGCGAUUGAUAUUUUGGAUCCCUCAUUUUGGAUAAAAUGUUUACACAUGACGGAUGUGUACCAUUUUCAUGACAUGAUCGAUAUGCUUGUUAAGUGUGGAUACAAGAAAGGAACCACACUGUUUGGAUUUGGAUAUGACUUCCGACAAAGCAAUAGAAUUGACCAAGCGAUGGAUGGCCUCAAGGAAAAGCUGGAGACUGCAUAUAAAGCUGCGGGGGGUAGAAAGGUCAACCUUAUAUCACACUCGAUGGGUGGAUUGCUAGUGUCGUGUUUCAUAUCGCUCCAUUCUGAUGUAUUCUCCAAGUAUGUGAAAAAGUGGAUAACUAUCGCAACCCCUUUCCAAGGUGCACCCGGAUGCAUCAACGAUUCUUUGUUAACUGGAUUACAGUUUGUGGAAGGACUUGAAAGCUACUUCUUUGUGUCGAGGUGGUCUAUGCAUCAACUGUUGGUUGAAUGUCCUUCUAUUUAUGAGAUGCUACCUAAUCCUGAAUUCAAAUGGAAAAAACAACCUAAAAUUGUGGUUUGGAGAAACUAUUCAGAAAAUGGAGAAGAUUCGGUCAAACUGGAAUCAUAUGAUCCAUCUGGGAGUGUGGAGCUCUUUAUAGAAGCAUUGAAAGACAAUGAGCUAGAAUAUAACAAGAAGACUAUACCAUUACCGUUCAAUUCUUCUAUAUAUGCAUGGGCUUCUUCUACACGCGAUAUGCUCAACAACGUUCAGCUCCCCUUAGGGAUUGCUUUUUACAACAUCUACGGAACAUCAAUGGAGACACCGUUUGACGUGUGUUAUGGUUCAGAAACCGACCCAAUCAAAGACCCAUCUGAGAUAUGCCAUACAAUGCCUGAAUACUCAUAUGUGGAUGGAGAUGGAACAGUCCCUGCCGAGUCUGCAAUGGCGGAUGGAUUUGCUGCAAUAGAAAGGGCGGGAAUCCCUGGUGCUCACCGGGCACUACUAAGAGAUGAAACAGUAUUUCUAUACUUACGAAAGUGGUUGGGAAUUGAAGAACAGGCGAGCACACGUGUUAAGACCUCAAAAGUUGUCGAUGGUGAUUCAACUUGAAGUCUUUAUGUAUUUAUUGAAGGUGAUACUUGUAGUCAUGUAUCUUUUAGUGAUUCAUGAUGGUAAGAAGGCAAAGGGAUUGUUAAGUUAUUGAUAAAGCUGUGGUUUAUGUUAAGUAUUACGUCCAAAAUACGAGUUCACUUCAUGUUGAAACCAGUUGGUAAUGACUGGCUGAAUCUUUGGAGGCGUUUGGUUCAGCCAAAUUCAAAGGAAACGGAAUGAUCAAUUAUAUCAACUCAAUUUCUUUGACAGAUUUAGUUUGUGAAACGGAUGGAAUUGCCAAAUUCCUUUACCGAAAGGAAUUCGCAAUUCCUCCUGGUACACCAUGGGAUUUGAUUCCAUUUUUUUCAUUUUUAGUUAAUUGUUAAAUAUAGUAAAUUCGGGUUUU
Messenger RNA from Cynara cardunculus var. scolymus (artichoke), 1933 nucleotides. Its product is annotated as phospholipase A(1) LCAT3. The transcript has 11 exons. Gene Ontology annotation, biological process: lipid metabolic process. The record is from RefSeq and is a predicted model, not a curated record. NCBI's taxonomy places the organism in Eukaryota, Viridiplantae, Streptophyta, Magnoliopsida, Asterales, Asteraceae. Bases 208 to 1545 code for a protein of 445 amino acids.